Messenger RNA from Stylophora pistillata, 1434 nucleotides. RefSeq lists its product as uncharacterized. Lineage: Eukaryota; Metazoa; Cnidaria; Anthozoa; Scleractinia; Pocilloporidae. The record is from RefSeq and is a predicted model, not a curated record.
AAACUUGGUUUGAUAUUUAAAGAAGCCAGUUCUAGGAAGAUCAACCCUCAGCACGAAUAUCACUUUUUCCACAAAACUUUUCAGGAGUACUUGGCGGCAUUAUAUCUCGCACCCAAGCUACUGAAUGGGAAAGUUAACGUCUUUCGUGAUUUGAAGUUAAAAUUUCGUGAGGUUACAAGUAAAUACAAUCAAGUGUUUCUCUUUGUGUUUCGCAUGCUGGGCGAAGAUGCUAAUACUCUGUUUGAUCACAUUGCUGAGAAUCUGCAGAUGACAGAUUGGGACUGGCCGAAUUGCACCCGGCAAGAGGCGACUUUCUUCAUUGAGUGUUUCAGUGAAAAUAGAAAUGCUGAACAAAUGGCAGUGACUCUAUGUUCCUAUGUCCCGUUUCCUGGGUCAAUAUUCAUUGACAUGAGGGAGAACUCAUUGAGAGCGUUCCCAUCUGUUGUAAAUGAUUGCAAGAGCUUCACACAAUUACAACUACCCGUUAAUCUUACCGUAUUCGAUUCGGAUGCCCGAGUACCGCCCGGAUUUCGUGAUUAUCCUGUUAUUGAAGAUUGGGGUUACACAGUUGGUGAUGAUCCUGAUGAGUUUCUAGCCUCGUACUCAAGUCUAGAAACUAUUGUCGUUUCUAAUUUUCAUGAAGAUAUAGACGUAACACCAGCUGUGUGUAGUGCACUUAAAGUGAACUUAUCUUUACAUUCCUUUACUUUUGAACGACAUUUUCCUUUUUCCUCGGAGGAGGCUGUUGCUAUUGGUGACAGUUUAGCUGCAAACAAAGCACUACAAACCACGACUUUAAAACUGUUUGGUGAGAAUUGGACGACUGUUCUUGAAAAGGGAUUGUGUGGAGAAAGUCUGCUGACAUCUGUUGUUCUGGAGAUCAGUGGCUCGGUAAGGGAAAGUGAAAAAAAGCCUUUGAAAAAAUUGUUAUUGAAGAGAUCGCUUAAAUCUCUUAGCCUCGCUUUUUAUGGAGACAUGCACGAUUCAUUGGCGACUUCAAUCGGCGAAGGACUCGCGACUAAUCCGUUCUUACAAUCCCUCACAUUGAUUGUUUCUGGAAGCGUCAGCUGCUCUGCUUUCACUUCGUUAAAAAUGGGUGUUCUUGGAAAUAGUGCUUUAAAGUCACUGGAUUUAAAAGUGUUUGGAGGACUUCCUGACAACUGGGUAAAUAUCAGUGAGGCUCUCUAUGCUGCUAAAAGGUCGUCCUCCCUGUCUCUUACAAUUAAACCGGACGUAGUUGGCAAAAUAAGAACUCAACAGGUGGCCCGCUGUCUUCGUCCUUUUCGAAAUGAAAGAGUUGGCGCGUUUAAACUGCAUUCAUUUACUGUAAACAUGUGGGGAGAGUUGAGUUGCAGUGGAGCAAGUGAUUUAUGCAAACUCCUGAUAGCAUCAAGAGUUUCCUGUGUUAAUUUGAAUAUCCACGGACGAGUAACA